AGAGGAGGAAAUGACUGGUGGGGCCCUUUCGUUCCCUCACAGCUACCCAGCACGCUGCACACCCGGUGCUGAAGAGGCCCCGCCAUGAAGCCCUUUCCCAUUCUGCUGCUUGCUCUGGUGAGCCUUGUAGCUGCUAUGGAUACACAAGAUUCAGAAACGACAGCCGUGAACCCUGGAUGGGAGGAGAAUGUGACAACUACCACCUCGGAGUCCUCGGUUUCCAUAGAUGAGUCCACUACUUUGCAAACGAUACCUGCAGAGGAUUCAAAGAAUAUAAGUGCAGCACCAAGCUCCAGAAGCCUCCUACCUGAAGAGGACAGAACAACAACAGUGGCAUCUACCAUCGAAGCGAUCACAACUGAAGGCAGCAGUACGAGUAGUACCAGCAGCAGGGGGAGAUCCUUGAAUACCAGACAACGCUCCUCAGUUGUCAAGCUGGACAAGGAAGAAGAUAUUAAACAUCAUAAAGAUGAAAAUUUUGAAUACGAUUAUAACUCCUUGCGCAAGUGGGGCCUCAUAGCGGCUGCCAUCCUCUUCAUCCUGGGCAUUCUGGUUCUCACAUGUGGUAAACACGGGAAACUCCUACGAUGCCGAAGGAAAAAGCGAGCCAGACACUAUGAUGUGACCCCUGCCUGAAGUUAGUCUGUGUCCUCCUGAGGACCAGAGGGGCCCUUUGGAAGCUGCCCAUUGCUCCAGUAUUGCAGAGACGACUCUUCCUCUUCUUCCCAAAUGGAAAUGUCGCUGCCUAGUUUCCCUGCACCCUUCAGCCCCCAGCUGACCUUUCAGCUCAGCCCUUACCUGCGCCCACCGCCUCUGCCCACUCCCUAUUGUAUUGUCAUCAUACUCAUUUAGUCCCCGUGUAGAACGAAAACAUUGGAAAAUUCGUUAUCCUCUUCUCACAGCUUAAAUGUGUUUUGGCUCUUGGAUUUGGGGCAAGGCUGUUGACACUCUGGGCCAAGAAAAACCCCUCACGCCCAAACUCUGUGCCAAGACGGCUCAGAUUCUGUACUCACAAUAAAAUUCUUGGUGUGGCCCAU
This is a messenger RNA of Gekko japonicus, 1037 nucleotides long. Its product is annotated as FXYD domain-containing ion transport regulator 5-like. The transcript has 10 exons. The record is from RefSeq and is a predicted model, not a curated record. Gene Ontology annotation, molecular function: sodium channel regulator activity. Lineage: Eukaryota; Metazoa; Chordata; Lepidosauria; Squamata; Gekkonidae. Gene Ontology annotation, cellular component: membrane. Gene Ontology annotation, biological process: regulation of sodium ion transmembrane transporter activity. Bases 85 to 636 code for a protein of 183 amino acids.